This is a messenger RNA of Chrysochloris asiatica (Cape golden mole), 3198 nucleotides long. RefSeq names its product DEAD (Asp-Glu-Ala-Asp) box polypeptide 10 (gene DDX10). Gene Ontology annotation, cellular component: nucleus. The transcript is spliced from 18 exons. Bases 47 to 2686 code for a protein of 879 amino acids. The record is from RefSeq and is a predicted model, not a curated record. Gene Ontology annotation, biological process: rRNA processing. NCBI's taxonomy places the organism in Eukaryota, Metazoa, Chordata, Mammalia, Afrosoricida, Chrysochloridae. Gene Ontology annotation, molecular function: RNA helicase activity; nucleic acid binding; ATP binding.
UUACCUUUCUCGUGUCCAGGAGAUCUGGUUUGUCACCAAGGCCACGAUGGGCAAAACUGCCGGCUCUCUAGAUCCGGGCACCCGGCCAGACCCCGUGCGAAGUUUCAAUCGCUGGAAAAAGAAACAUAGCCAUAAACAGAACCAAAAGAAGCAGCUGAGGAAGCAAUUGAAGAAGCCCGAGUGGCAGGUCGAGCGCGAGGUUAUCAGCCGCCUCAUGCAAAACUACGAGAAGAUAAAUGUAAAUGAAAUUACAAGAUUUUCAGAUUUCCCUUUGUCCAAAAAAACAUUGAAAGGUUUGCAGGAAGCCCAGUACCGUUUGGUGACUGAGAUACAGAAGCAGACCAUUGGGUUGGCUUUACAAGGUAAAGAUGUGCUUGGAGCUGCCAAAACUGGAUCUGGCAAGACUCUGGCUUUCCUUGUUCCAGUGCUGGAAGCCUUAUAUCGUCUGCAGUGGACCUCAGCAGAUGGCUUGGGGGUUCUGAUAAUAUCACCUACGAGAGAACUGGCCUAUCAGACCUUUGAGGUCCUCCGAAAAGUGGGGAAGAAUCAUGACUUCUCAGCUGGUCUCAUCAUUGGUGGAAAGGAUCUAAAACAUGAAGCUGAGAGGAUCAAUAACAUAAAUAUCCUUGUUUGCACACCUGGUCGGCUUCUUCAACACAUGGAUGAAACAAUAUGUUUUCAUGCUACCAAUCUCCAGAUGUUAGUGCUUGAUGAAGCAGAUAGAAUCUUGGACAUGGGCUUUGCUGAUACUGUGAAUGCUAUUAUUGAAAAUCUUCCUAAGAAACGUCAGACUUUGCUUUUCUCAGCAACACAAACCAAGUCUGUAAAAGACCUUGCACGCCUGAGUUUGAAAAACCCUGAGUAUGUGUGGGUUCAUGAAAAAGCAAAAUACAGCACCCCUGCCACUUUGGAACAGAACUACAUCGUUUGUGAGCUGCAGCAAAAAAUAAGUGUACUAUAUUCCUUUAUGAGAAGCCAUCUGAAGAAGAAGAGCAUUGUGUUUUUCUCCAGUUGUAAAGAGGUUCAGUAUCUGUUCAGAGUGUUCUGCCGGCUACGUCCUGGUAUUUCUAUCCUUGCCCUCCAUGGUCGGCAGCAGCAAAUGAGAAGAAUGGAAGUUUAUAAUGAAUUUGUUCGCAAGAGAGCUGCAAUACUCUUUGCUACUGAUAUUGCAGCCAGGGGACUGGAUUUCCCGGCUGUGAAUUGGGUUCUCCAGUUUGAUUGUCCAGAGGAUGCCAACACAUACAUUCACAGAGCAGGUAGAACUGCCAGGUACAAAGAAGAUGGUGAAGCUUUAUUAAUUUUGCUUCCCUCAGAAGAAAAAGUGAUGGUACAGCAUCUUCUCCAGAAGAAAGUGCCCGUGAAGGAAAUCAAAAUCAAUCCAGAAAAACUUAUAGAUGUCCAGAAAAAAUUGGAAUCGUUUUUAGCCCAAGAUCAAGAUUUAAAAGAAAGAGCUCAAAGGUGUUUUGUCUCCUAUAUACGUUCAGUAUAUUUGAUGAAGGAUAAAGAAGUAUUUGAUGUGAGCAAGUUGCCUCUACCUGAUUAUGCCCUGUCUCUUGGUCUUGCUGUGGCACCACGAGUAAGAUUUCUUCAGAAAAUGCAGAAACAACCCACGAAAGAAUUGUCAUCGAGCCAAGCCAGUAAAGUAGUUGAGCUAAGGGCUCCCUCCCUCACCAAUGAUGAAGUGGAAGAAUUUAGAGCUUAUUUCAGUGAGAAAAUGUCCAUCCUUCAGAAAGGUGGGAAAAGAUCAGAAGAGACAGACUACAGACUGGCUAAUGGUGUUAGUGAUGAAAAAGAGGAAGAAGAAGAGAAGGGAAACGAACGAGAAAUGAGUGAGAAAAUGGGAAAAUCGAAAGAUUCUCAAACUGUUUCUGGUUGUGGUGAAUCCCAGAAGCUAAAGGAAGGUCCUCUGCAGUUCUUGGACAGAGAUGAGGAAGAUGAUGAUGAACCGGAUGGUGAUUUCUUUAAGGUGAAGCGUUACAAUGUGUUUGGGCUGGACCUUACAGAGAAUAAAGCAUUACAGAAUAAAGAACCUUCUAAAUCUAAAUCCAGUGUCAAGAAAAAAGCAACCAAAGUUGCAGAAGCAAAGAAAGUAAUGAAGAGAAAUUUUAAAGUCAAUAAGAAGAUAACGUUUACUGAUGAAGGGGAGUUGGUUCAGCAGUGGCCCCCAAUGCAGAAAUCCGUUGUGAGCAGUACUGAGGAAGAGGACCAUGUUGGUGGUAUCAAUUUAGAUAAAGCAAAGGAAAGGCUUCAGGAAGAGGAUAAAUUUGACAAAGAAGAAUACAGAAAGAAAAUUAAGGCAAAACACCGGGAGAAAAGACUGAAAGAAAGGGAUGCCAGAAGAGAAGCCAACAAGAGACAAGUAAAGGCCAAAGAUGAAGAGGAAGCCUUUCUGGAUUGGAGCGAUGAUGAUGAUGAUGAUGGAUUUGAUCCUAGCACACUUCCAGAUCCUGAUAAGUACAGAAGCUCCGAAGAAGAUUCAGAUAGUGAAGAUACCGAAAAUAGAAUUAGUGAUACCAAGAAGCAGCAAGGAAUGAGGAAAAGGAACAACAGUGACGUAGAAGAUGUGGGACUACCAAGUCAUAACAGAAAGAAGACCAAGUGGGAGACCUUAGAGCCCUUGGAUACUGGCCUAUCUUUAGCAGAAGAUGAAGAACUUGUGUUACAUCUACUAAAAAGUCAAAGCUAACUGUUUCCUGCCUUUGACUUCUCCUUGAAACCCCAGGUCAUAUUAUUGUGGACUAGAAGUUAGAAACAAUUGCUUUUGGGCUGUUGGGUUUCACAAAUUCCAUAUCCAAAGGACCCAUUAUCCAGACAGAAGCAAUCAUUUGUGUAAGCCACUUUCACAAGACAUGCUUGCCCCAUCACACAGUACCCUAAAGAUUAAGAUGGAUGAUAACAUUUUCUGAUUGCAUUUUCCAGCAUGUGCUCUGUUAGACCUUUUCCAAGGGUUCCUACACCUUGUCACUGGAAACACUUUGUUUUACUGUCAAGUUCUAAAGAUCAUGUUCCAUUGUUGUUAGACAUUCCCGUCAUGCUUACCAUUUCAAAAUUUCUGUGUACUGUUAAAUGAAAACUGCUCUCAAUUUUGAUGUAUUUAAUACCUCCAAAGACAGUAUGAUGGACCAUCCCCUUAGAAAGAAUGACUAUUUUUGAAUUGAAGUGGUAAAAAAAUAAAGGUAUUUCCUAUAAAAGAAAGUA